AUGUACUUCAGAUCGUGUACGGGACAGGGGGAUGAGGCUUGGAGAGAGUUAUGUGAAGAUAUGGCUAUUAUAGAGUUCCUUAAUCAGUUUAAGAGCAAGAAUGAAUACCAUGUCUACAUUAAACACUCAUUGUCACCAGAAGUAGAGAAACAUGAUGCUGCACUAGAUUUCAAUGAUAGAAUGACAACAAUAGAGGGAUGCACUAAUGAAAAUUCCGAUGGACAAGAAGCUGAACCGAUUAGGGAUAAUGUGGCAGCACCACGGUUCGAAGAGGAUGUGUGGUGUGAUGAAGAAAUAGAUGAUUCGGAUAGUGAGUUUGAGGUGCAUCCGGAUUGGGUAAGUGAUGGCGAAGUUGAAGAUCGUGAGGAAAUCGCUACCAAUCUAAAGAAGGCAAAAGAAAACUUGAAGAGAGGGAUAUCAACCACAUAUCACUCUGAUGAUGAAGUGGACAGAAGACAAGAAAUGAUUGCUGAGGAGGGUGGCUUUGACUCUGAUGACAUUGGGAGUCAUGAUGAAGAUGAAGUGGCCGAUCAUGACUUACGCAGGAAAAGCAUUUUCCCUAAGUUCAAUCCGAACUUGGACACACCCUUCUUUGAGGUUGGUAUGAUUUUCAACAAUAUGGAUGAAGCUAGGGAAGCAAUCACUAAGUAUUCAUUGAAUGCCAAGAAAGAUCUUAGGGUUAAGAAGUGUGAUACAACUAGGGUUAGAAUGAUAUGCACUUAUGCUGGUUGUCCAUUUGUCCUUUUUGUUUCAUGGAGUAAAGUAGCCAAUGCCUUGCAAAUUAAAACAUUGAAGGAGCAUAGAUGUGGAGUGCAUUUUAAGUGUAAAAAAUUGUCUCCACUUGUGAUUGCAUGUAAAGAAAUAUCAUAG
Linum trigynum is the source of this 870-nucleotide messenger RNA. Lineage: Eukaryota; Viridiplantae; Streptophyta; Magnoliopsida; Malpighiales; Linaceae. The record is from the annotation of a GenBank genome assembly.